AUGCUUCUUGAGUUCAUUGAAAAGUACCUCUACAAAAAGGUCACGUUGUUCAAUCGUCUGAAGCAAGGUCUAGAGGACAAGAUCGCAUUUGAGGACUUGUGGAUGCUCUUCGACACUGGGGACACCAUUUACUCCCCAUACAUGGAGGGUGGCGUCGUCUUGAAGAGUGGCGAGGAAUCCCUACACACGACAAAAACACGCUACGUUCCCCAGGUUUUUCGCGUCUCGGGCACUGCUGGUGGGCUGCCAUUGCGAUGGACCCUAGCCCCAAAACAAUCGGAUCCUGAGGAUGACAUAUUCGACACACCUUUCUUCCCCGCAUUGUCGAUGAGGGGCCUGCGAUACGCGGCACUACAGACAAGGCAGGAUGGAAUUCCGUCUGCCCAGGGCAACAAAAACAAAUUCGCGCCUUUGCACGUGGUCUGCCUCAACGUUGACUUCGACGGGGUCAAGUAUGGCCCGGUCCAGGAGAUCUUUACCUUCAGGCCGUAUGAUGGGCUCGUGGAUAUUACGAGCCUUGAAGCGUACCCAAUGCAGUAUCUGAAGACUCAGCCAAGUCGAUUCCCCGGUGGAGAUGAACAACCCGAGAAUGUUUCACUCCUAGAGCGGGGAAGAAACUUCAUAGAUGCUACGGUCGUCUCUCAUCUUUCGCAUGAGGGCCUUUCGGUUGGAAAGAACCGCCAUGAGAUUAACAGCGCCGUCAUCGUUGACUUCAAGCUCUCCUUCCAAGAGUAUGCGACAGAGUUCCCCGACCAUGAAAAUAUAGUUCCCAGGUUCACGUCCGCGGCAAUUCUCGGGCUACUACUCAAAGAAGCAGCAGUCAUCGAGUUCUACAAACACAAAUGCGGCGAAUUGUGGUGCCACAAACAUGAUUGCGUCUUCGAGGCAUAUGGCACAUAUCAAUUGUCCCAAAUAAGACAGGUUACACUUAGGAUCAAGGCAUUACUCGAAGAGGACGAGAUUGUCAAGCUAACCCAAAAAGAGAGCCUCCAGAAGUUCAAGAAGUACAUGGAAGACAAAGAUCUCAUCAGGCUGCUCCCGGGAGUGGUCCCGGCAUUUGCGCUUCGAAAUCGCAAAUGGGUUCAACUUGACCUCAACCAGCUCAAAAAACUCAAGCAGGAAGACGAGUGGAAAAAGCUCGUCUUGCCCACCGGCCAUAGGGAGAUGGUACAAGCUAUGGUGGAAACCCAUACUCGGGGCUCGCAGGAUUCGCAAUGGGCACACAACAACCCGAAAGCGAAAGUUGAAAUGGACCUCGUGCAAGGAAAGGGUAUAGGCUGCAUCAUUCUUCUUCACGGAGUGCCGGGUGUCGGAAAGACCUCAACUGCCGAAUGCGUUGCCGCACACACCCGGAGACCACUGUACCCGAUUACCUGCGGCGAUAUUGGAUAUGUCCCAGAAGCUGUGGAGAAAAACAUGGAGCAGCAUUUCAAGUUGGCUCACACGUGGAGCUGUGUCUUGUUGCUCGACGAAGCAGACGUUUUUCUUGCAAAGCGCAACAAGACCGAUGUCAAACGGAACGGCCUCGUCUCUGUCUUUCUGAGAAUCCUCGAAUACUAUUCGGGUAUCCUCUUCCUGACGACGAACCGUGUCGGCGCCAUUGACGACGCCUUCCGCUCGCGGCUGCACUUGACCCUGUACUAUCCCAAGCUCACCGAGAAGCAGACGACCGAAAUCUGGAAGAACAACCUAGGCCGCAUAAAGGAAAUCAACAGAGAACGCAAAGAGAAGCAACAGCCACUCAUCAAGUUUGACAAGGCGAAAAUUCUCCAGUGGGUCAAGCUGAACAGGACGGCCUUGCAGUGGAACGGCCGGCAGAUUCGCAACGCCUUCCAGACAGCCGUCGCACUGGCCGAGUUCACAGCCAAGCACGACGCCAGCAAAGAAACCUCAAAGAAAAAGGGCAUGAAAGCCUCUGGGCCCGUUAUAGAUAUUAAACACUUCAAGACUAUUGCUGAGGCGGCGAUACAGUUUGACCAGUACAUGAUCGCGGUGUACGGCGAUAACGAGGACAACCUGGCUGCACGAGAACAGAUGCGUCCAAAAUCGUUUACACCAAAAGCCCCCAAGCUGAAGGAUCUGGAGGACGAGGAGUCGUCGGAAUCGUCGGAAUCGAGUUCGGAAGACGAGGAAGCGACCAAGUCCGAGGCGGCAGAUGAGUCUGUCGGGGAGAUGAGUAGUGACGGGAAUGGCGGGGACAGCAACGAGGAUCUUGAUUCGGAGUCUGAGUCUGAAUCCGAGAAAGAGCGAAAGAAAAAGAGGAAGAAGACAAUUAAGAAGGAAAAGAAGAAGGAUAAGCGGGAGAGCAAGUCGUCGUCGUCUAAGGACAAGAAGGAAAAGAAGGGAAAAUGA
Molecule: messenger RNA, 2352 nt
Organism: Ilyonectria robusta
Lineage: Eukaryota; Fungi; Ascomycota; Sordariomycetes; Hypocreales; Nectriaceae
Exons: 8
Coding region: 1-2352 (783 amino acids)
Molecular function (GO): ATP hydrolysis activity; ATP binding
Source: RefSeq, a predicted model, not a curated record